Messenger RNA from Chrysochloris asiatica (Cape golden mole), 1647 nucleotides. It is a transcript of the gene PHF21B, whose product is annotated as PHD finger protein 21B. Lineage: Eukaryota; Metazoa; Chordata; Mammalia; Afrosoricida; Chrysochloridae. The transcript has 13 exons. The coding region runs from base 53 to 1519 and encodes 488 amino acids. The record is from RefSeq and is a predicted model, not a curated record.
ACUUCCCGGAGCCAGGGCCAAAGUGAGCGUAAAGUGCGCCCAAGUUGCGGGCAUGGCGUUACAGAGCCGGCCCGAGGCGCUCGCCCUGGAACUCGCGCGCCACCAGAACGGCGACCUCAAGAAACAGCCCCACGGCAGGCCGCCGCGGAUCUCAGCACUGAGCGACAAACAAACUUUGGGAGCCGUCACUGCCGUGCCUGUCACGGGUCCUCAGGUCAGCUCCUUGCAGAGAUUGGCUGGGCAAGGCGCCGCAGUGCUACCUCAGGUUAGGCCAAAGACUCUGAUUCCAGACAGCCUCCCCGUCACCCCAGGCCGGGACCGGCCUCCCAAGCAGCCCCCAACAUUCCAGAAGGCCACUGUGGUCAGUAUCAAGAAUCCCAGUCCAGCCCUCCCAACUGCCAACAACACCGUCAGCCAUGUGCCAGCGCCCAGCAACCUGCCCCAGGCCCGCGCCGAGCCCACCGCCAUCACCUCUCCUCUAAGCAGCGCCGGUGUGGCCUACGCCAUCAUCUCCACUGCCCCCAGCAAUGCCGCCACCAUCACCCCCAGCACUGCUGUGUCUGUGGUCAAUGACGGCAUCAAAGUCCAGCCCCUCCUCAUCAGUGCCGACAACAAGGUUAUCAUCAUUCAGCCUCAAGUGCAGACGCAGCCCGAGAGCUCGGAGGAGCCGCGGCCGCCCACGGAGGAGCCAUCUCAGGGAGCUCAGGCCACCAAAAAGAAGGAAGACAGGCCUCCAGGCCCAGAGAACCCCGAGAAAAUCGCCUUCAUGGUAGCGUUGGGCCUGGUCACAACGGAACACCUGGAAGAAAUCCAGAGCAAACGCCAAGAGCGGAAGAGGAGGAGCACUGCCAACCCCGCCUACAGCGGCCUCUUGGAAACCGAGAGGAAGCGACUGGCCUCCAACUAUCUCAACAACCCCCUGUUCCUCACAGCAAGAGCCAAUGAGGACCCCUGCUGGAAGAGCGAGAUCAUCCACGAUGAUAUCUGUGCUGCCUGCAAGCUUGGUGCUGACCUGCAGCCUUGUGGCACCUGCCCUGGGGCCUACCACCUCAGCUGCCUGGACCCGCCCCUCAAGACAGCGCCCAAGGGCAUGUGGGUGUGCCCCCAGUGCCAGCAGAAGGCCUUAAAGAAGGACGAGGGCGUGCCCUGGACUGGGAUGCUGGCCAUCGUGCACUCCUACGUCACCCACAAGACAGUCAAAGAAGAGGAGAAGCAGAAGCUGCUGCAGAGAGGAAGCACACUGCAGAGUGAGCACCGGCAGCUGGAGGACAGGGACCGCCGCCUGGCCUCGGCCGUGAAGAAAUGUCUGGAACUCAAGACCAGCCUGCUGGCCCGGCAGAGGGGCACUCAGUCGUCCCUGGAGCGUCUGCGGGCCCUGCUGAGACUCAUACGGGGUGAGCAGAUGCUGCAGGUCACCAUGACGACCACCAGCCCUGCCCCACUGCUGGCGGGGCCCUGGACCAAGUCCUCUGCUGCAGCCAUGCACUCUGCCUUCCAGCAGCCCCAGGGGCACAACUGACCCCAGGGACCAGCUUCACAGCCUCCGGAAGUUCCUCACAUGCUGGGGUUCUGUCGGCCUUAAUUCAUAUCACUAUGAACUUCAGACAAAGCAAACCAGACAGACAGGAGAAGAAGGGGGACGAGCUG